Molecule: messenger RNA, 1423 nt
Organism: Helianthus annuus (common sunflower)
Lineage: Eukaryota; Viridiplantae; Streptophyta; Magnoliopsida; Asterales; Asteraceae
Product: protein NEN1-like
Exons: 6
Coding region: 1-1392 (463 amino acids)
Molecular function (GO): nucleic acid binding; 3'-5' exonuclease activity
Source: RefSeq, a predicted model, not a curated record
AUGGGUUCCAUCGAAGACCGACCGGAGAUAGUUUUCUUCGACUUGGAAACCACCGAUAUUCCAAGUCGAAACCAACCAUAUGCCAUUUUGGAAUAUGGGUCGAUACUAGUUUGUCCCAAGAAGCUCACCGAACUUCACAGCUACCAGACACUGGUUAGACCACUUGAUCUUUCCCUCAUUUCAGCCGACUCCAUACGCGUCAAUGGUAUUACUGCUGACCACGUCGUUUCCUGCCCAACCUUCGCAGAGAUCGCCGAUAAGGUUUACGACAUCUUGAAUGGAAGAGUGUGGGCGGGUCACAAUAUAGUGAAGUUUGAUUGUGUGGUGUUAAAGGAGGCGUAUGCGCAGAUAAACCGAAAGCCUCCUGUACCCAAGGGAAUCAUUGAUACGUUGAAAUUGUUGACUGAGACGUUUGGGAGGAGAACCGAUAACAUGAAGAUGGCCACUCUAGCGAAAUAUUUUGGACUUGGACAGCAGAGUCAUCGGAGUUUAGACGACGUUCGAAUGAAUUUUGAGGUUGUCAAGCUUUGUGCAUCAGUUCUUUUCUUGUCAUACUACACGCUUAUGCAGGAAUCAAGCCAACAAGAUACUGAAAACAAUUGGGCUUCUUUGAACGCUGGUCCCAUUAACAGCUCUAAACAAAAAUCCACUCUAGAGGUAACACGCCCGAACAUAAGCCCAUUCACCUCAACUGAAACCCAUACGGUUCCUCCAAAUCCAGUUGAAUCUGUUAAUGCUCAACCCGGCCCGUUUCACACAGUCCCUAUGGUGGAAGAAUCAUCCACUACCACUCUAUCUAACGCUUUCAGCAACCACAAUGAAUUCAUAGACCCUGAUUCAGUUUCACUGGCUUCAAUAACUGUAAAUGUUGCUCCCUUUGUUAAUGGGCCCCACAGGAUACAAAUACUUCACAAAGAUAUCCCUAUGCGGAUUCGUUGCGCUGGCAUGAGAAUACCGUAUGGAUUAAGCGCAAACUUUGUUGAUCAUGCCGGAAAUCCGAUCCUAAGUCUUGUAGUCAAUGCAAGUUCUUUGAAUCUCUGUAAGAUACUUGAUGCAUGUGAUAAUAUUGCUAGAAGAUUUGCUGAUUUCGAUGGAAACUCGCAGUGGAGACCUGUGUUAACCAGGAACACUGGUUUUUACAACUCGCCCACCAUUAGAUUGCACAUACCCACUGUAGGACAAGAUAGGACCAGAUGGAUUACUGACAUUUACUACAAGAGUUCAUCAUCAAUUCCAGGCACACAACAGCUUGUUUCCAGUGUGGCGGAACUUAAAUCGUUGUUAUUCCCAGGUUCCUUGGUGGAUGCUUACUUCUCUUUAGACCCAUACAACUAUCAAAAAAAUGCUGGAAUCCGUUUAGUCGCCAAUAAGUUGAUCAUUCAUACUAGCUGAUCAUUAGCUUACACUUGAAGGAACUAUGAUC